Messenger RNA from Trichoderma gamsii, 648 nucleotides. RefSeq lists its product as hypothetical. The transcript has a single exon. NCBI's taxonomy places the organism in Eukaryota, Fungi, Ascomycota, Sordariomycetes, Hypocreales, Hypocreaceae. The record is from RefSeq and is a predicted model, not a curated record. The coding region runs from base 1 to 648 and encodes 215 amino acids.
AUGUCAAACAAUCGCCGUGUCACAUUUGAUCUGUCUUCGGACGACGGUAUUCAAUCUCCUCAGCCCUCAGGCAAUCGUACUCCCCCUCCUUCAUACCGCCAUCUAAGUCGAGUCAUUCACGACCCAGGUGCGCAGAGAAACAACUGCGAAUGUCAGAAAUACCGCAUGAAUGACCCAACAGAUGAAUGGGACCAGUACAAAACACCUCCGAGAGGGGAGAGCUUCAUGGAGAUGGCCAAUAUGAGACCUCUCCACCAUGAAUCGGUGCGGCAGUUCGGCAAGACGAACAAUAGCAACACCAUGGUUACCCGAGAGGCAGCGACGGAGGAAGACUUUAGAUUCGAAUCUGGAGAGGAAGCCUUCGAUGCCAUCAAUGCCAGCGUAGGCUUUACGGAAUUUGGAUUCUCGCUCGAGAUUGAGGGAUCAAGGACAAGGAAGCAAUUCACCACUACGGAGACUAAUAAGCGCAGAACAACCAGAGACGCAUAUGGCGCUCCAUCUCAGUCAGCCUAUCAUGUGUAUAAGAAGGUUGACACUGUUGAGCUACAAACCUGGUUUGAGGGCGAAGAUUGCUAUGUGGCAGCCUCUGACGCAGGCAUUCUCCGUGGCAAUAUGAGAAGAGAAACUCAUCGAUCAUGGGAAUAUUAA